Messenger RNA from Rotaria sp. Silwood1, 267 nucleotides. NCBI's taxonomy places the organism in Eukaryota, Metazoa, Rotifera, Eurotatoria, Philodinida, Philodinidae. The record is from the annotation of a GenBank genome assembly.
AUGUCGCUUCAAGUUAGAUUUAUUACAAUAUUAGACAAAUAUUCAAUUUCUGAUACAACAUUAGUUAUUUCAUCGUCAUCAAAAAAUUCUCGAUUAGAAUCUAUUCUUAAAGGAUUAUUACAACCGACAGUAUCCUCAAAUGAUUUAUCUCGUUUAUCAUUUGUUUUUUCAUGUUUUAAUCAAUUAAUUCGUUCAUCAUUAGAAGAACAUAUUCGAGAAAAAGAUGAAUCAUUACUUGAGGCAGUAUGGUUUCCAAAUGAUGAAUAA